Suillus bovinus is the source of this 2426-nucleotide messenger RNA. RefSeq lists its product as uncharacterized. The record is from RefSeq and is a predicted model, not a curated record. The coding region runs from base 276 to 2255 and encodes 659 amino acids. The transcript is spliced from 12 exons. Lineage: Eukaryota; Fungi; Basidiomycota; Agaricomycetes; Boletales; Suillaceae.
CUCAACACCACUCAGCUUAUCGUUACUAGAUUGUGUUUUUCGUUUUCUGGGUCUCAUCCGAAAUUUUGAUUGCCCAUAACAAGUCGGAAACUCCUGUCCACAUCCACAUCCGUCUCGCUUUCACCGAAGUUGUCAAACUAUUCGUUGCAUUCGUUCUAUACUUCUCGAGACAAAAUUACUUCUGCUACGGUUCUUGCGGACAUGACAACGAAGAUCAGCCUUUGAGCAAUAUUAAUAUCCCACUCGAGGGCAGUCACGAGUCUUUUACUCCCAGGAUGGCCCGACUCACUGAGCUGACACAAAGACUCUAUCCUCGGUUAAGGCCUGACUGGCCGAGUCUUUGUGGCAUGCGCUCGACUUUGUCCAUUCUUGGCAUUUCCACACUGUACGCGAUUCGGGCCUAUGUGAUUUCUAAAAGUAGAGAACACAUCGAUCGACUCGCGCCAUACCUCGUAAUCCCCGCGGCGAGUCUCUGCUCGCUAUUUGUGCUGUACGCGUUCUUUUGCAGAACGUAUACUCCACAACUGUGGUACGCUGCUCUUUUACAGUUUUGCGGGGCAUUCAUCGUUCGGAGCGGUCUCAUUAACCGGUCGAUUGAUUUGCAAUACCUCUCAUUGUUGGCCUCUGCGCUCAGCAUUUCGUUAUCUGAUACCUUGGUUGAUAUUGUCUACAAAUCACACCAUCCAUCAUUUUUCGAUGCUGUCAACUUGAUCAUUUUCGCUGUCGGCUGUAUUGCCCAUUUAUCGGUCUAUAUUUUCAGCGUGGCCUUCCUUGGCACUAGAAGUCGUAGUUUUGGAUCGCACGCGGAUCUAAUUGCAUUGGCUCUGUCAUGUUUAUCAGAGGCCGGUCGAGACAUAUCGGCACUCUAUGUUAUAUAUUAUUACGAUGUCAUUCUAGAAAGUAUCCUGACUGCGCUGGCCUCGACCGUUGUCUUUUUCUUGCUGACUGCAGGUUUCCUCAACGAGCCAGGUGUGAUCAUAGGAUCUCUUCUCACAUUGACAGCAGCGGGCGUAUAUGUCUUUAAUAUAAGACAGACCACGGAAGAAGAUGUUGGAUCUGAAUGUGUGACUCGGCAUCGCUACCCGGUUGUAUUUGCAGUGGUAUUGGUCGGAUAUCUAUUCUGCGUAUCAUUCGCAAUGUCGCAUGUGAACGAAUGGACAUCACGCGCCCCGAAAUUGCAGUGGGGCUUCACCUCAGGGUUGGAGCCCAAGCCAGGCGAUUGUCACCGCCGGCCUUUAACGUUUCAUUCGCAUAGGAAGACACUAGAAAAUUACGACCACUUCAAUAACAUCCUGCUAAUAGUCUUCUUCAGCCACGCUCGUUAUGGUGCCAACCUAGAUUACCACCGAGAAGUAUAUUCUGAUUAUUUUCCAAAUAUUCUCUACAUCGGACCCGCCUCCCGCGAAGAUUCCGGCUUUGAUCACUCGUACGAUGUCUUUGUAGACUCGUACCAUUCCGAUGAGGAUCUAACUGAUCCGUCAUAUUAUAAGAUGGCAGGACGCAUGGCUCAUCAUAUGUUGUAUACCGCUCUCCAGGAGCAAGACUGUUAUGAUGGGUACCUAUGGGCGCCGUUUGAUACUCUGCUGAAUAUUCCACGAUUGGAGAAGUUUGACCAGGAACUCUUUUGGUACCAUUCACCAUGGGGCCUGCCUGUUUUUAACCCUGCACAGGAUAAUAGCCCCAGCCUCGGCCUGCAUGCUCCCCCUGUCAAUGUAUCACCGGAUCCGUCCAUCAAUCUCACAGAGACCUGGAGGGGAUGGGGAUCUGACUGGUGGUGGGGCGAUCCACAUGUGGGAGUCGGGGUCUGCAUGAAAGCUUUCCGGAAAGUGCCCGUGCACUUGAGAGAACGCCUCGCUGCAUUUACAAAUGGUGAAACGCGCCUCAUUGGAGGUUCUGCAGAUACGAUGUACAUCCCAGGGCGGCACCGCAGGAUAUUCAUGGAAGUAUUGAGCCUGUUCCUUGAAACGACUUGCUUCCUCGAGAUUGCUGCACCCACAACACUGCACUUGGUCGCGCCUCGCCAUGAGCCCAUUCUCUUUGUGGACCAUUGGUGGAUAUAUCAGCCGCCAUUCAAUGCGUCUUUUGUGAGGCAAAAGUGGGAGGUGGGAUACGAGGUGGGUACGUUCCAUACUUUCCAUUGGGGUGAGCACGAUGGAGAUAAUGUGUGGAGGGCCAACUACGAGAACGUUGUGGAUAUUCGACGUCUGUUGAGGGAGUCGGCGGAGAGACAGCGAAUUGUUUUCCCUGUUAGGUGAGGUGCUUUGUUGAAUCAUGGGUUCACACUAAUAGCGACAUAGAAAUGAGACGCUAGCCAGAUAGAUUGGGCGGCGUGCUCUUUGUGCCUCCUUCGAUUAGUCUGUUGGACCAUAACGGAAUGACUGGUUAGAUCAUAUACCUUUUUUUGGUGGAACGAUGAUAUCAACUCU